AUGUAUUUUUCAGAAUACUUGCCACGUUUAAAUUCAAUAUCAGUAGCUCUAGAUGUCCAAAGUGGUUUCAACAUUGAUGAAAUAAAUCGAAUUAGUAUUGCUGGAGAAUUGCUCUCCAUUGAGCUAAAAAACAGCCCACCUAUUGACGUUCAUCUACCAUGUAAAGCUUCACAAGCAAGCAUAACAGGAUUGAAGUUAGCAAAUAACACCGUAUCAUUUGGAGUCAAAAUACAUGAAAAACGACUUGACUCUACUGUACCGUUUACUGAUCAAGCUAUUGAAAAAUGGUCAUGUAAAGACCUUUCACAAACUCCGAAAAUAGGUAGAAAUCAUAAAUUCAUAUUUGUAUGUAAGAAUUGCAACAGUGAAUUGAUUGAUUCAUCUCAGUAUGAUUUUAAAGAUAUGCCAUCAGAACAAUGGUAUGAGAUGAUGGAUUUUUGGCACUGCCACAAGCCAGAGAACUACGAGAAGCAUAAGAAAGAAUACAAAGGUAUACUAAAACCAGACAAUAAAACUAUUAUCAUCGGCUCUUACUAUCUACUAGAGAAAUCUAACAGGAACAUCGUCAAAAUUCAAGACUCAAUCACUUGCAACAAAUGUGGUCAACUACUUGGUGAAAUGUUUCAGGGUACUUUGAAAAUUUUUAAAUGGUGUGUCGAGCUACAGUUUGAGAGUGGAAAUGCUAUCCAUAAAGAGCAGUACCGUCCUGGAUUGUUUAUUUAUAAUAUCAUUUUGGAUAAAAUCAACUUUUCUGCUGUGAGGAAAUUCAAAAUAGAAGUUGAAGCUCAAAGUAAAUUUAUCUGGAUUAUGAGCCUAGGCUUAAAUGUGGUGAUUGAUGGGAAAAUAUGUCAUAAUGCACUCAAAGUACUAUGUGCGGACAAUGUGUCUAAAGAAGAAUCUUAUGAAACUUUGGAUGUGCCGUAUCCAGAAGUUGCAAAGCUGUUUUUGAAUGAUAUAAAGACCAUAAACAGUUUAAUGCCGGUUUCUAUGAGAAGUGUAUCAAUUGGUACUGAUAAUUAUUUAAUUAGUUAUCUAAGCUACACCUAA
Molecule: messenger RNA, 1047 nt
Organism: Candida albicans SC5314
Lineage: Eukaryota; Fungi; Ascomycota; Pichiomycetes; Serinales; Debaryomycetaceae
Product: putative polyadenylation protein
Exons: 1
Coding region: 1-1047 (348 amino acids)
Biological process (GO): protein polyubiquitination; protein monoubiquitination; proteasome-mediated ubiquitin-dependent protein catabolic process
Cellular component (GO): nucleus; cytosol; ubiquitin ligase complex
Molecular function (GO): cyclin binding; ubiquitin protein ligase activity; ubiquitin conjugating enzyme binding
Source: RefSeq, a predicted model, not a curated record